GGUGGAAAUGACGUGGCACGAUUUCUUAGGCGAGACGGAGCGUAGUUGGGGUCACUAACCAUUGAAUUUCAACAAAUAAUUAAAAAGAAAAUUUGUAAGAGAACUUCGGAUUGCAAUUCCUCCGGCAAUUGCUUGCGGUUCUUUCUACUUUAUUCGGAUUUUGGAUUCGGAGGAGAAAGAUGUGGGGAUUUGGAGGAAGGUAUUACUGGGGAAGAAGAGAACGAGUCGGGAAAGUUGAAGGGAUUGUGGUGGCGUUCGCAUGGAUGUCUAGUCAGGAGAGGCACUUGAAACGAUAUGUGGAUAUGUAUUCCUCUCUGGGUUGGAAUUCACUCGUUUGCCAUUCUCAAUUCCUCAAUAUGUUUUUCCCCGAUAAGGCUGCAUCUCUGGCAUUUGACAUUCUUAAAGUACUAAUCGAGGAGCUAAAAAUAAAGAGAUGCCCCAUAGUAUUUGCGUCUUUUUCUGGUGGGCCUAAAGCAUGCAUGUAUAAGGUUCUCCAGAUAAUCGAGAGAUAUCAUGAAUCGCAACAACAUAGUUCGGAUGAUUAUCAACUGGUCAGGGACUGUAUUGCUGGCUAUAUUUAUGAUUCCAGUCCAGUUGAUUUUACCAGCGACUUGGGAACUCGAUUUAUUCUUCAUCCAACUGUGAUGAAAGCAUCCCAACCACCAAGAAUAGUGUCAUGGGCAGCGCACAACAUUGCUUCUGGUCUUGAUGCACUCUUCCUCAACAGAUUUGAAUCUCACCGUGCAGAAUAUUGGCAAACUCUUUAUGCCUCAGUUAGUAUGAAAGCUCCUUAUCUUAUUUUGUGCUCGGAAGAGGAUGAUCUUGCUCCCUAUCAGACAAUUUUCAAUUUUGCUCAACGAUUACAAGAACUUGGGGGAGAUGUUAAAUUAAUCAAAUGGAAUGGCUCCCCACAUGUAGGGCAUUAUCUGCAUUUUCCCAUUGAAUAUAGAGCUGCUGUCACGGAGUUGCUAAGUAAGGCCGCUGGAGUAUACUGUCAAAGAACUAGACCCAAUGAAGAAGUAACUGCCGUAGAUAAAAUGAAUUGCGACUCUUGCAAUACAACACCCGACGUUAGAAAAGCUGCAUCGCCAUCAAGUAGUUUUCGGGACUCUGCUCUUGCCCCAAACGACCAUCUUCUCUUCUCCAGCGCGAUGGACGGCUUUGACUACAGAAUCAUAGAAUCCAUGCGCGAUGAACACAUGGAAGGAGUAAUGCGGCUAUCUAACUCGCCGAGUACCAUUCCUCAUGGAGUUCUCGGUCAAAUCCUUUACGAUGCUUGUGUUCCAAAGAACGUUGAGGAUUGGGAUAUUGGAUCAUCAAGUUCUUCAAAAGGUGUCUUGCGUGAGCACACACGGCGACAUACCUCCUUCAAUCCCAUCAAACUGAUGCGUCGCUCGAGACUGUAGUCAUUCAUCAGGGGAAAAAGUCAAACUGAAACUCAUUUGUUGCCAUGCCAUCAAUUGCACAUCUUGCUUGAGAAUAUGGACACUACCAUAAAUGCUGAGACAAGGAAUUAAAUGGUUUUUUGAAAACUUUGUCUUAUUGGGAAACUUUGGACCAAGCAAGAAUGUAAAUGUAAAGCAGAGGCGCCAUGCAGUCCCCACUGCAAAUUUGUGUAAAUCAAUGAGGAAAAGACAUAUCCUUCCAAUGAAUAGAUGUUUAAAGAAACUGCCUUUUAAAAAGGAUUUAAAUAAAGUGAUAGAUAUUUUUAGCAA
Molecule: messenger RNA, 1715 nt
Organism: Cucumis melo (muskmelon)
Lineage: Eukaryota; Viridiplantae; Streptophyta; Magnoliopsida; Cucurbitales; Cucurbitaceae
Exons: 8
Coding region: 180-1406 (408 amino acids)
Source: RefSeq, a predicted model, not a curated record